CAUUGACAAUUAAAAUUAAGUGUCAAAAUUAUUUUGCCCACUGUUGCGGUGUAUUUUUCAUUAUUUUGAAAGACACCUGCACCAAUAUAAAUAUCUGAUACAUAUAAAUUAACAUUACGAAUACAAAACUUAAUAUCGUUUUAUUCGAUUAGUUUGCGUUCUUUGAAUAAGAUGGCUUCGCCUUUAGAACAAUUUGUGGACAAUGUGAGGACCAUGUCGGCUUCAGGGUCGUUUCGUGAGUUGUGUGAGGUUAUUGGCAAGUCUGACGAGGUCCUGCAGCGUAACAGUGCACACCUGUCCACAGUGUUGGAAACACUUGAUAUUCAGCAGCAUUCUUUAGGUGUCCUCGCUGUCCUAGUUGCUAAAUUCUCCCUAGCACAGGGUGGCGAUGUAGACAAGUCUACAAUGUUCAAACAGAUCCAUGAUUUUCUCACUAAUUGCAAUGGUGAACAAGUGCGGUUCUCACCUGAAUUGUAUGCAGAGUUGUGUCACCUUUUAACACUCUACUUAGUAGAAAUAAAGCAACCAACCAGAGGCAUAGAGAUUCUGAAGAAAGCUAUCAGGAAGAUUCAGCUCUUUGAUUCACAACUUACUUCUAUCCAUGCAGACUUGUGCCAGCUCUGCUUACUAUCAAAAUGCAUGAAACCUGCUCUAGAGUUCUUGGAUACAGAUGUCACAGGAAUUGGACCUGAGCUUGGUGGUAAUAAUGACUCGAAGCACUUCCUGCUUUACUAUUACUAUGGAGGUAUGAUCUACACAGCCAUGAAGAACUAUGACAGAGCCUUAUACUUCUUUGAAGUGGUUGUAACCGUACCCGCCAUGGUGGUGUCACAUAUCAUGUUAGAAGCUUAUAAGAAAUACAUAUUGGUGUCAUUUAUUUUACAUGGAAAGAUAUUGCCCAUGCCAAAAUAUACUUCACAAGUUGUCUGCCGCUUUCUGAAGCCCUUGUCAGUGGCUUACCAUGAGUUAGCUACCUCCCAACAUGCAGCUAUCAAGCAUCGUGAGACUUUUGUUAGAGACAAAAAUAUGGGACUAGUCAAUCAAGUGUUAAGUUCAAUGUACAAAAAGAACAUUCAAAGGCUGACAAAGACAUUUUUAACACUGUCAUUAAGUGACGUAGCUGCUCGAGUGCAGCUGGCGGGCCCAUCACAGGCUGAAAGUUACAUACUAAAUAUGAUAGAGGAAGGCGAAAUAUACGCAAUGAUCAAUCAAAAGGAUGGCAUGGUGGUCUUCCUGGACAGUCCUGAAAAGUACGCAUCUCCUGAAACAUUGUGCGUGUUAGAACAACAAAUGGCCGCUUGCACCAAACUGCACCAGUACAUCCAAGAGAUGGAUGAGCAGAUACAAGUCAAUCCCCAGUAUGUCAAGAAAUCUGUCGGGAGCCACGAUGAAGAUAUACCAGCUACCAGCCAGAACUCCAAGACUACUUAUUCAAUGUAAUCUUAUAGAUACUCAUUUUUUAUUAUAAUAGUACGUAAUUAAAACACA
Molecule: messenger RNA, 1488 nt
Organism: Helicoverpa armigera (cotton bollworm)
Lineage: Eukaryota; Metazoa; Arthropoda; Insecta; Lepidoptera; Noctuidae
Gene: CSN3
Product: COP9 signalosome complex subunit 3
Exons: 9
Coding region: 172-1440 (422 amino acids)
Biological process (GO): ubiquitin-dependent protein catabolic process
Cellular component (GO): COP9 signalosome
Molecular function (GO): protein binding
Source: RefSeq, a predicted model, not a curated record